This is a messenger RNA of Phlebotomus papatasi, 1160 nucleotides long. Its product is annotated as L-xylulose reductase. Gene Ontology annotation, biological process: glucose metabolic process; xylulose metabolic process. Gene Ontology annotation, molecular function: L-xylulose reductase (NADPH) activity; carbonyl reductase (NADPH) activity. The record is from RefSeq and is a predicted model, not a curated record. Lineage: Eukaryota; Metazoa; Arthropoda; Insecta; Diptera; Psychodidae. The transcript is spliced from 3 exons. The coding region runs from base 288 to 1016 and encodes 242 amino acids.
CGUGAUGGGUGUAUCUGCUGAUAACGCCACGAUUAUCUCAUAGAGAGGAUUUGUAGGAAAAUUCUCAUAAAGAGUAAAAUAUUGUAGAGUAGAGGAGCUAAUAGAGAAAGCCGGUUUAUUGUAAUAUUUUCCGCUGAAAGUUUGUGCCUAAAAUUCAGCGAAUACCAUCUGUUAAACACAAAUACACCCACAUCUCAAUGACUACUUCCCGCUGAGAAAUUUUUUGAGUGAAAACAGAGACGUUCAGUUAGUAUUUCUGUGAGGAAAUAGCCCGAAAAUCGCCAGAAAUGGAGGUAUCGCUGAAGAAUAAAAUCAUCUUGGUUACUGGAGCUGGUCAAGGGAUUGGAAAUGAGCUUUGUAAGCGACUAUCUUCAGCUGGAUGUCAUGUAAUUGGUGUCUCACGGUCUGUGACUCCACUUCAGGACCUCAAACGUGACUGCCCGAAUAUUGAGACCAUCGCAGUGGACUUGAGCGAUUGGAAAGCUACCAGGAGGAGCUUGGAUCAUAUUAAGAAAGUCGAUGGAGUGGUAAAUAAUGCUGGGAUAGCCAUAAUAAAGCCAUUUGAGGAGUUAUCGGAGGAGGAUUUUGACAAGACAUUCUCCAUCAAUGCCAAAGCUGUCUUCAAUGUCUCCCAAAUGAUGGCUUCCCGGAUGCCCAAUGUAGGCGGGAGUAUUGUCAAUGUGUCCUCUUUGGCAUCUCUUCGUUCCUUCCAAGGACACUGUGUCUAUUCAGCCAGCAAGGCAGCUGUAGACUCGAUAACCCGAAGUCUGGCCCUAGAGCUUGGUCCACGCAAUAUUCGGGUAAAUUCUGUGAAUCCCACAGUGAUUCUAACUAGAAUGGGGCGCGAAAACUGGAGUGAUCCGGCAAAAGCCAAACCACUUCUAGACAACAUCCCCCUUCACAGAUUUGGAGAGGUUUCUGAAGUUGUGGACGCUAUUAUUUAUCUGCUCAGUGACAAGUCCUCUUUCAUGAAUGGCCACAGUCUCCCACUCGAAGGAGGCUACUGUGCCUGCUAAGCACACUCCUUUCCAUGAAAAAGGAGGACGCUAAUUUUAUCUUCUUCAAUUUCUCCCCAAAAAAUCACUUUUUCCGGCAGAUUUUCACUUUCCCAGUAAUACACAAUAUAUCAAGAAGAAUAAAACAUAAUAUUUACCUGGAAA